Messenger RNA from Acanthamoeba castellanii str. Neff, 1665 nucleotides. Its product is annotated as tRNA nucleotidyltransferase. The coding region runs from base 1 to 1665 and encodes 554 amino acids. NCBI's taxonomy places the organism in Eukaryota, Discosea, Longamoebia, Acanthamoebidae. Gene Ontology annotation, molecular function: RNA binding; ATP:3'-cytidine-cytidine-tRNA adenylyltransferase activity. The transcript has 11 exons. The record is from RefSeq and is a predicted model, not a curated record. Gene Ontology annotation, biological process: tRNA 3'-terminal CCA addition.
AUGCUGGGACAGGAUGAGGACCGAAGCAGCGAAAAUCUUGUAGACGAAGAGGAGGCGCAGAUUGCCAAGCGAAGGCGGGUGCUGCUACGCAACUUGGCCCUGCUGCGCCCCGCUUCAUCGGCAGCUACACCCGAGGGGGUGUCCUACGAUGCCAGCCAGGCAGUCGAGCUGUCCGACAAGGAGCGGGAGGUGUUCACCUUCCUGCUCGCCGUCAACGAAUCCUUCGGUCUCAAGUCCACCCUUCGCGUAGCUGGUGGCUGGGUGCGCGACAAGUUGCGCGGAGAGCCGAGCUAUGACAUCGACAUUGCGCUGGACAACAUGAUGGGCAAGGUGUUCGCCGAACGGGUGAACGAGUACCUCGCCAUGAAGGGAUACGAGACGCACAACAUUGGCGUCAUCCAGUCCAACCCCGAACAGUCCAAGCACCUGGAAACGGCGACCAUGCGCGUGUUUGACGUGUGGCUCGACUUUGUCAACCUCCGAGAGGAGAGCUACUCUGAGCACUCCCGCAUUCCUUCCGAGAUGACCAUCGGCACGCCCACGGACGACGCCUACCGAAGGGACCUCACCAUCAACUCCCUUUUCUACAACAUCAACGAAAACACCGUCGAGGAUUGGACCAAGAGCGGGUUGACGGAUCUGGCCGAUGGGAUCAUUCGAACGCCGCUGCCCGCGGAGACGACCUUCAUGGACGACCCGCUGCGGAUCCUGCGCGCCAUUCGGUUCGCGUCUCGCCUGGAGUUUGCGCUCCAUGCGGAUAUCAUCGCGGCCGCUGCCCAGCCCCGCGUGCGCGUCGCGCUGGGCAGCAAGAUCAGCCGUGAACGCAUCGGCAAGGAGGUCGAGGGCAUGCUCUCCGGUCCGCACCCGGAGCUCGCGUUCUACUACAUUCACCACCUGGGCCUGUACGACGUCGUGUGGGCGCUGCCGCCUCCGCCCAAGGGGGCCACGGAGCCGACCGACCACGUGUUGGUACCAGACUACCGCGAGAGGGCCGUCAAUAACGUGCGACAGAUGAAGAGGCUCCUGUGCCACGAGUGCCCCAUCAUGCACGACAAGGUGGCCCGAAGGCGCCUCUUCCUCGCCGCCUCCCUCAAGGUCUACAGCGGUGUCCUGUACAUGGAAAAGAAGCGCGCGUUCCCGGUGACCCACUACAUCAUCAAGGAGUCCCUGCGGUGGAAGGUGAAGGACAUGGACGAGGUGUUGCUCCUCCACAACGGCAUCGAGGAAUUCCACAUCCUGAUCAACAAAACCUACGGCUGCGCUGUCGAUCGCAAGGACGCUGGGCUCUUGAUGCGACGUUUGGGUGCGCUGUGGAAGGAGUGCCUGUACCUGGCGGUCAUCAACGACCUCCCGCCCUUCACCACAACACCCACCGCGCGCGACCAGUCCGACAAUAUACUUCCGUUGGAAGACGAGAGUGUGAAGCUGACGUUGGCCAAGUUGCACGAGUUCUGCCACAAGGUGGAGAAGGAGCUGCACUUGGACGGGGUGUGGGACCUCAAGCCGCUCAUUAACGGACAGGAGCUGAUGCAACUGCUGGGCCUCCCGCCCGGACCCGCCAUUCGCCAACACCUCGAACGGGAGAUGGCCUGGCAGUUGUCACACCCCGACGGCACCCUGGAGGAGUGCGCCGCGUUCUUGCGACAAGCACACAACGCCACCUAG